UAGUCCCACAAGGUGCAGGAACAAAACAAGAUUCGUGACUCGCCUAAACCACCAAAGUCAACACUGUUGAGGACGAAACUUCCGACCAAUUGCCAUCUCUUGUUUUCUCAGCACCACUAUCAACGCUUAACCUCUACACACUGUUCACCUAGAAUUGCGUAGUACGUAGCAAUGGCCGCCACUGCUCUGUGUCCUGUUUUUGACAUAUACUAUACAAAGCAGUUCUUGAUGUUGGUAUAAACAUCCCCACUUUCCGUUCCAAAUUCCUCAGCUUGAAGCAGACAUUAAUAGAUAUCGAAAUAGUUUUCGCUGAUAUUGAGAGGCUAAGCAAAGCUCUAGAUGGCCGAGACGAAGAAGUAGAGAUGUUUAAGAAGCGCCUGAUGAAAGGUGAAGAACUAGUUCGCAAGUGGUCCAAGACUAAAUGCUCCGACGCGUUGAAGAAGUGGAAGUACUCCAAGGAUCUGACCAAGUUGGAAAGUUCACUGGUUAAGUUCUGCUAGAUGCACGGGUUAAUUCAGGUGUUUAGAGAUACUAAAAAGAUUCUGGUUGAGUUGAAAAAACAUGGUAAGAAAGUGGACGAGAUUCACUCGAUGAUGAGAAAUAUGUCGUUGAUGGGGUCGGGUAAUAGUAUCAGAUUGACAAAUUCGAAUGGAUCUGAGGUGCCCCAAGUUCCUGAUUCUGUGAUUGGAUUUGAAGUGCCACUUCAAGAAUUUAAAUUGAAGCUGCUUGGUGAGAAAGAUCAAGUUGUGGUUCUUUCUGCUCCUACUGGCUGUGGAAAGACUACUUUGGAACCAAUGGUUUGUCAAGAGGAUGAUAUCAAAGGCCAUUUUGCUGUGUAGUAAUGACCGUAAAUCUCUUGGGAGGAGCUGCUCUGCGUCCUGUUUUUGACAUACUCCUCAAAGCCGUUCUUGAUGUUGUCAUAAACAUCACCAGUUUCCGUUCAAAAUUCCUCAGCUUGAAGCAGACAUUAGUUGAUAGUGAACCAGUAUUCGCUGACAUUGAGAGGCUAAGCAAAGCCCUAAAUGGCCGAGACAAAGAAAUAGAGAUGUUCAAGAAGCAGCUGAUGGAAGGUGAAGAGCUAGUUCUCAAGUGUUCCAAGACUAAAUGCUACGAAGCGAUGAAAAUAUGGAUUUACUCCAGGAAACUGACCAAGUUGGAAAUUUCACUGGUGAAGUUCUGCCAGAUGCAUGGUUUAAUUCAGGUGUGUAGGGAUAGUAAAAAGAUUCUGGUCAAGGUAAAUGAACAUGGUAAGAAAUUGGACGAGAUUCACUCGAUGUUAAGAGAUAUUUUGCUGACAAGAUCGGGGAGUGGUGUUGGACUUGUUUCAGGAGCUCUCAAGUAGGAAGGUGAUGGGGAUUCAUAAGGAGGACCAAUGUCUCUACAUCUUGAAGACUGAGGGAAAUGAAGCCACUAGAAACCAAACAUUCAUCUCAUAACUCAUCAGUGAAUGUUUUUUCUAGUGAUUUUAGUGUGGAUACUAAUUACAGUGUUAAUAAUUCUGAUGUUACUGCUUUAUGGCAUAGAAGACUAGGCAUGCCCCUUUAAAAGUUCUGAGGAGAAUAAAUGUUCUGAAUUUCAUACAGGUGAGAGAUCACGCUUGUACUGUUUGUCCUAUUGCUAUGCAAUCAAUAAUGGCUUUUACUCUUAA
Lycium ferocissimum is the source of this 1648-nucleotide messenger RNA. RefSeq names its product protein DA1-related 5-like. Gene Ontology annotation, biological process: defense response to fungus. Bases 842 to 1342 code for a protein of 166 amino acids. The record is from RefSeq and is a predicted model, not a curated record. Lineage: Eukaryota; Viridiplantae; Streptophyta; Magnoliopsida; Solanales; Solanaceae. The transcript has 2 exons. Gene Ontology annotation, molecular function: ubiquitin binding.